AUGGGGGGCUCCCCUCCCCCUGUUGUACCUGCCCAGUCUGUAGGCCUCGAGUUUUCUGAUCGGGCAGACUAUCCUGAGGUGGGGUUGGUGCUGUGUGACAUGCUGCGGGGCCCUGUGGGGGAUAUUUAUGGUGUUGAGCUGGAGACUGCCCGUAGGGCUGCUGGGUGCUCUGCACCUGUCGUCGCGCCCGUCAACCUCUUCCGUGAGCACGACUUCCCGCUGCUCCCUGUGGAGGAGGCUUCGGUGGAUGUGGAUGUGGACGACUCUUUGGCUGCUGCCAUGCCCCGUGUGUUGCCUUAUGCUCCUCCUGUUGCUCUUGCCCCUCCUCCGGAGGCUGUGUCGCCUGUUGCACCUCCUGUUGCUGUUGCCCCUCCUCAGGAGGCUGUGUCGCCUGUUGCACCUCCUGUUGCUCUUGCCCCUCCUCCGGAGGCUGUGUCGCCUGUUGCACCUCCUGUUGCUGUUGCCUCUCCUCAGGAGGCUGUGUCUGAAGAGACAUUUCUAAUUGAAAGUUGCAAGAUUGAAUUUACGGUAAUUCAAAUUCUUGGUAUUCUUGGCUUAUCACUUUGGGGGUUCCGUCGGAGCACCCCCAACCCCGUGAGGGCCAGCGGCGCGGAGCCCCCACCCCCGAAGGGCGAGCGGAAGCUGGCUGCUAUAAGUAGGAACAUGACUUCUCGCUACCGUGGCCGUAAGCGUGCCCGUAUGCCCGGAGAGGCCAUUAAAAAACAAUCAGGUUUUCCUGACUGA
This is a messenger RNA of Procambarus clarkii (red swamp crayfish), 744 nucleotides long. NCBI's taxonomy places the organism in Eukaryota, Metazoa, Arthropoda, Malacostraca, Decapoda, Cambaridae. The record is from RefSeq and is a predicted model, not a curated record.